Molecule: messenger RNA, 762 nt
Organism: Letharia lupina
Lineage: Eukaryota; Fungi; Ascomycota; Lecanoromycetes; Lecanorales; Parmeliaceae
Exons: 4
Coding region: 1-762 (253 amino acids)
Source: RefSeq, a predicted model, not a curated record
AUGUACAUGCGCUAUCUCUCCGUGACCAUUCCAUCCUGGGCUUCAGCCAUCUUAGCCACGCCAUUACAGGGCCCAGACGGUCAGACCAUCGAAUUGUCUAAAGCUCCCAACCUCACGACCCUGGAUCUGUUGCUCCCUUCGAAUGCAUCUAUCCAAGACCUCAACGCUUCGAGCGGGAACGGUUUAGACAUUCGAUGCGACGGCGCGAGGUAUGGCUUCAACCCGUCGCUGUCUGAUUGCGAAGGUGCUCGAUCAUACAUUGUCCCUGACUCAGAACAAUAUGUCUUUGGAGAAAGACAUACUGGAUUGCCGACAAGUACUUUUCCACUUCCGUACAUUAUCAUGGGAGGUGGUGACAACAAUAUCGCCGUGGUAAUGGGCGUUUUCGAGCCAAAGAUACAAUGUCGAGGCAACUUUGAUACUUCACUCUCCUGCAAAGAUAUCUUGGCCGAGAUGCCAGCAACGACGGAAUUGGAGGUAUUCGGUCCCCACGAUACUCCAUUUGUCAAAGAGAUUCUUCCCCAGGAAGUCGCCUCAGGGGACGACCAGUGCAUAUUGAGACUGUACUCUACCGGCAGGUCUGACGUGGUUGCUUGGUAUAGGAUCUGGGAGGCUGUGGAAGCUACAUUCGCUAUGUGCGGGAGGUUUUUACAAGGGGGGAGUUAUAGAGGACUUGGCCAGCAGGGCAAUGUUUUUCUCACAUUGGGAGCUAGAUCUCCCACUGUAUCGACAGGCAAUCGGUCCGAUGACGCUACAGCGUAG